AUGAACGACUCCAUUGAAAAUCUCAACAACCUGCUUCUUUUGGGCGUCAUAUUCGUCACAGGACACCCGAAACUGCCCUGUGAAGGCGAAUCAGCCCCAGACGGCUGGAACUGGCCCCCAUCGACCUGGUUUCGACUCACAAACCUGUCGGUACCCUUGAGGGAGCUGAGAUAUUUGUACGACACUAAAGCGAUUCGAGUGACAUGCACUUCGACGCCUCUCAAACAACUUCUAUCCCUGAGAAUCUAUCUGGUGCCAGAAGAACUAAGAGUCAAAACCCAACCCAAGCACCUGUACUCGUUCGCCCUCCAACAUAUGCACGAUAAGCGAAAGUCGGCAAUCAGCCGCUUGAUACCCUUCUUCUACAUACCAGGAAAACAGACACCCAUCGUUCCCUUCUAUAGAACCAGUCUGGGAGUCAUCACAAAGAUGGUAACCUCGGAGGAACGGCUCAACAGCUGGCUUAGUCAUCUGUGCAAUGAUCCUGCCAAAAAGACGGCAAGCAGGGACGAGCUGGAAAGUGGCAAAAAUCUUCUCAUGAGUCUUUACGAGUCUGUUGACUUUGUGCCUCAGUAUGACCUUUCUGAUCCGCAUGUUGAUGCGGUAUUCAGUGGCCAUGUCGACAACCUCAAGUCAGAGCUGUACCCUUACCAGGCAGAAACAGUCUCACAAAUGAUGCACAUGGAGGAAACCCCUAGGACGGCUGUCAGCGCGAGGUAUUUGUCGGUAAAGGGUUUCUUUUUCCAUCCAGAAGAUUUGGUGGCUCGCAAGGAGUUACCCGAAACCACCGGCUUGUCUCGAGGAGGAAUUCUGGCGGAAAAUAUGGGUCUUGGAAAGACGUGCAUUUGUUUAGCAUUGAUAUGUGCCACUCGAAAAUCGAUGGCAACUGUACCUGCUCAGUAUAGCGAUACUCUGUCUGAAACGAUGAUGAAGCUACCGGGCAAUGGCAAGAUUUCUCAGCUCAAAGUGCUGGUGGCUCAAAGGGUGGCUGAACUAGGAGCUCCUUGGGGUCUCUACGCAGACCGUCUCUCUUCUUCGUGUGUUGCAGUGCUCUCUUCCAUCAGAUGUACUUUUCUCAUGCCUGAUAUUCCCCGUGUGCGAGUGAGUAGUCGUACAGCCGCUUCACGCGAGCAAAAACCGCCUAGGCGUAUCCAUCUGUCAGCUACUACGCUUCUUGUUUGUCCAGACUCGCUACCGUUCCAGUGGCUCACUGAGACCAAGAAGCACACGGAGAAUCUCAAGGUGAUCCAUGUCAGUUCUGUGGACAAGGCUCCUGAUCUGGACACUGUUCUUGACGCCGAUUUGGUGAUCAUUACUAACAGUAUCUUGAAGGAGGUGUUCUCCAACCCAGCAUGUUCACACAUUCAGGACAUUAGGUGGAAACGGCUGAUUGUAGAUGAAGGUCACGUGGUUGGAAAUAACAACUCCAUUCUGGACAUUUGUGGGCAGGAGUGGAUUGCUGAGUGUCGAUGGGUCGUCUCAGGAACGCCUACAGCCGGAUUGACGCGUCUAGACACAACGACUCUGUUCGACCACAAGUCCGAUCUUCAGAAACUGGGCCGAAUAAUGGGUGAGUUUCUCAAGAUUGAACCGUGGAGUUCGAGCCCUAGCUCGUGGCAGCAGUCGGUCGUGAAGCCUCUUCUAGCUGGUCGGUACGACGGCUUUGAGCACGCUGUCAGGGUCUUGUCUGGAGUUCUAGUGCGUCAUCAGAUUGAAGACGUGGAGCAAAGCACAAGGCUACCGCCCCUCUACAAUGACGUGGUCUUUUUGAAUCCCUCAUUCUACGACCGAAUUAUCGCGAACCUCUAUGUCUCCAAUAUCUGUCUGCUCAACUUGGUUGAUGAAAAGAAGUUCGGUUUGAAAAAUCUUCUCCGUCGACUCAGAGGAGCCUUCGUGGUCUCCACCAAUUAUGAGACUCGAGAUAUCCAAUUCUUUCUCGAUGAGCUGAGUGCUUACAUCUACGAAAACCGGGUGGCUCUCACUGGCCCCGAUAAUGAAAAUGAUGCUCGGCUUAUCAAGAAGAUCUUUUCGGCCUUGAACUACGCGGCAACUUCUGGCAACUGGCUCCAGAUUGCCGGAACACAAGAGAUGCCCUUCUUUGUGGAAGAUGAGACUCGCACAUCGCGUGCCUUCCAGAUGGCUAAUCCCCUUAUCGUUCGAGACAAGCGUGAGUACGGAAUUAUUGGAGGUGCACCGCUGACAUAUCUACAAAGGGCCGCCAGUGAGGAUGAAAAGCUGGAUCUGUGGACGGAAACGAAAUCCAAAGAUGGCACACCUUUGGAGGGUGUUAUUAAAGAGCUGUCUGAUGAUCCCUUGUUCUCAAGCAGAUUCUGGACAUCCUACAACAGAAAUGUUGACAAUAAGAGAGAGCGGAAAGACAAGAAGAAUCCAGCCGUCAAGAAUUUUCAUCAUGCAAAGCAGAAAAUAUCUCCCGAAGAAUAUCUUGAAAGCGUGGGUUUGAAGGUAGAGUCUGCUCCUACAGGAGCGCCUCAAAAUCACCAUUCGCAAUUGGAGGCGGAUUAUCCAGUGAGUGACAAACCCACAAUUGUCGGAACUGGCUCGUCCAAGUUGUCUUACCUGGUGUCCAAGACUCUUGUUCUUGUUAAAGAUCACAAGAUCAUUGUUUUUUACGAAGACGUGGACUCAGCCGUCGCUGUUGCUGAGGCCUUUGAAGCAGUAGGGAUCAAGCACCUCAUUUACACGACAGACAAGGUUUCAAAGGAGAGACGCGCCCAGUAUCUCGCCACGUUUGAAGCGACGGACAACUUCCAGGUACUUCUCAUGAACAUCAACGCUGCUGCGCAUGGUCUCAACAUCACCUCUGCCUCGUGGGUAUUCUUUCUUUCUCCCGUGUGGAGACGAGACAUCGAAGCUCAGGCUAUCAAGCGAGCUCACCGUAUUGGUCAAAAGUCGGAGGUGCACGUAGAGACCCUCGUACUCCAAGAUACUCUGGAGGAAGAUAUUUAUCGACGUCGAACGGAGAUCUCAGAUGCUAAUGACGAAACCCCAAAGGAAAUGGUUGACGACGACCAGCUGCGAGAAACGCUUCUCAACUACGCUUUAACAUCCAUGGAGAAUCUUCACAAAGGAACGACAGACGAAGUCGCGUUCUUUGACAAGCCUGUCCCGCUGUAUAUCAAGGUCGAUAAACACGACCAGUUUGAGAACUCUCUGGUUCACUUCGAGGGUCUGCCGGUGAGAAAGAAGAGGAAGAAGACUGUGGUUGCUGAUGGAUUUGCAUCUUCCAAGAGGAGUAAGGGAAACUUGGUUAAAAAAGAAACUACUGCAAAUAGAUAG
This is a messenger RNA of Yarrowia lipolytica CLIB122, 3297 nucleotides long. RefSeq lists its product as uncharacterized. The record is from RefSeq and is a predicted model, not a curated record. Lineage: Eukaryota; Fungi; Ascomycota; Dipodascomycetes; Dipodascales. Gene Ontology annotation, biological process: DNA repair. Gene Ontology annotation, cellular component: nucleus. Gene Ontology annotation, molecular function: ATP-dependent chromatin remodeler activity; ATP binding.